ACACAUCUAAGACAAUGCAGUGCAAUAAUGUGUGUGCUGCAUGGGGAGGCCUGUUAGCUGUGCCUGUUUGUUAUUGAUCUGAACUGAAUGACCGGACUGAUGAACAUAUGUAGCGCUGCCAACACCGAAGAGACUCGGAGGAGUAUCACACUGCUGCAAGCUGCUUUACAACAGGCUCCAGCAAGGCCAAGGAAAUAAAGAUGGCACCUCUGUGCAGCAAUGCAACCUGUCUGAUUUGUUGCUGCUGUUCAAGAAGAAGAAACUUCUCUGUGACCAGGAUCACCUACGCCAUGGUCUUACUGUUGGGUACCAUUGUUGCCUGCAUCAUGCUGUCACCAGGUGUGGAUCUGCAACUCAAGAGGAUUCCAGGCUUCUGCGAGGAUGGGGCAGGUUCUUCUAUUCCAGGCCUUCACACUCAUUUCAACUGUGAAAUGUUUGUGGGCUACAAAGCAGUGUACCGUGUCUGCUUUGGCAUGAGUGUGUGGUUUCUUGGGUUUUCCAUCCUUAUGAUUAACAUCAAGACGAGCAGCGACCCCCGUGCUUCUGUCCACAAUGGAUUUUGGUGUUUCAAGUUUGUGGCAUUGGUGGCAGUUAUGAUUGGUGCCUUUUAUAUUCCAGAUGAGCCUUUCACCCAUGCGUGGUUUGUCAUAGGCUCCUGUGGAGCUUUCUUUUUCAUUCUGAUCCAGCUGGUGUUGCUGGUGGACUUUGCUCACUCCUGGAAUGAAUCCUGGGUGGAAAAGAUGGAAAAUGACAAUUCCAAAAGCUGGUAUGCAGCUUUACUGGCUGUGAUGAUCCUGAACUACAUCAUGUCAUUCACCGCUGUGGUGCUGUUCUUCCUCUUUUACACCAAGCCUGACGGGUGCUUCAUCAAUAAGUUCUUUGUCACGUUCAACAUUGUGUUCUGCAUCUUGGCCUCUGUUAUUUCUGUGCUGCGUAAAGUCCAGGAGUCUCAGCCACGGUCAGGUCUACUUCAGUCCUCCUUCAUCACCCUGUACACCAUGUUCCUGACCUGGUCUGCCAUGACCAAUGAGCCUGAUCAAAAUUGCAACCCCAACCUGCUCACCAUCUUGCAGCAGUUUGCAUCACCCACAGUUAUUCCUCUGGAGAUAGAGAACCAAACAGAGGUGGUGAUCAUUGGCACAGAGGAGCCCAUCCUCACAUCCCCAUACCUGCAGUGGUGGGAUGCCCAAACCAUCGUGGGGCUCAUUAUAUUUGUCCUUUGCAUUCUCUACUCCAGCAUUCGCUCCUCGAACACUAGCCAGGUCAACAAGUUGACCAUAGCCUCCAAAGACCCUGCCACCCUGGCUGAAGCAGGGGGCAGCAGUGAUCUGUUGGAGGAGUCAUUGGAAGCCAGGCAGGUGGAGGACAAUGAGCGGGACAUGGCGCAUUACAGCUACUCUUUCUUUCACUUCAUGCUCUUCUUGGCUUCACUCUACAUCAUGAUGACACUGACCAACUGGUACAGCCCUGAUGCAGAUUACACUAUAACCAGCAAGUGGCCGACGGUGUGGGUUAAGAUCACGUCCAGCUGGUUGUGUUUGGCCCUUUACAUCUGGACCCUGGUGGCCCCCAUGAUCCUCACCAACCGAGAUUUCAGCUAAUUUAUUAUACUAUAGAAUUAAGAGCUGUUUGUUUGUGUGUUUGUGCCAUAAAGCUUUAUCGGGAACAGUCAGCUACACAAGA
Molecule: messenger RNA, 1683 nt
Organism: Melanotaenia boesemani (Boeseman's rainbowfish)
Lineage: Eukaryota; Metazoa; Chordata; Actinopteri; Atheriniformes; Melanotaeniidae
Gene: serinc3
Product: serine incorporator 1
Exons: 10
Coding region: 201-1601 (466 amino acids)
Cellular component (GO): membrane
Source: RefSeq, a predicted model, not a curated record